AUGCGCACGGGGGCGCGUUGGUUCAAGCUGCGGAGGAUGCCCUUGCAGAUGGAAGACAUUCUCAUCUACGGCGCGCUGGUGUCUUUUGCAAUUACGACGGCGUUGUAUCUCGCUACCGUCGGUACCUUUUUCAACCUUGAAGCUAUCCAACAGGGCCGUAUGGAACCAUAUGCCGGCCUUGAAAACGACCUCGUCUUGAUGCUGCAUGAGUUUUUUGUUGUCCAGUUUUUCUUCUGGCUGACCUUGUGGAUGGUCAAGUGGAGUCUGAUGUUUAUGGCCGUUCCCAUGCGCGUCCUCUGGGGUUUACAAAUGUCGCUCGUGGAAAAGAUUAGUGUCGGCGUUGUCUUUGCCGUUGGGCUGAUCACCAUGGUUACGGCUAUCAUACGAAGCGUCACGUUGGAGUCAAGCUCAACUUCUGGCCAAGUUAGUACGACGUGGCUCAUCAUGUGGGCUGCCAUAGAAGGAGCUAUUGCAAUGAUUGUAGGGUGUCUUCCAUCCUUUGCAGUCUUCAUUCAUGGUCGGGUGGCGGCAUCCCGAGCCCAAUACGCCAGCGGCUCCAACAAAAACCCCGCUGGCCCAAGGACGAAAUCUCGCGGAACUACAGGGAGCAAUCGCUUGUGGCAAUAUCACGAUGCCUCAAGCGAUAAAAGCCUGGUGGGAGGGGGCAUCGUCGUUACGCAAUCAUGGCGGCAGAGCUGGCAUAAGACAACUGGAGGGAAAGCCGACAGGGUGGAGGGGUUAGAGACGGAUCAUGAGUUAGAAAUAGUUGGCGGAAAUAACGGCAAUGGGAAAUAA
Trichoderma aggressivum f. europaeum is the source of this 795-nucleotide messenger RNA. RefSeq lists its product as uncharacterized. Bases 1 to 795 code for a protein of 264 amino acids. The record is from RefSeq and is a predicted model, not a curated record. The transcript has 4 exons. Lineage: Eukaryota; Fungi; Ascomycota; Sordariomycetes; Hypocreales; Hypocreaceae.